CAGUGGAAAGGAGAGAUGCAAGAUGAAGAAAAUGUUUUCUUCACGAAGUCAUCAGGUGGAAAGAAUUGUUAUGUAUGCCACUACUUAGGAGUUGCUGACACAAAAGGCAAAACAGGCCAAAGGGUUCCCAUUAUGUGGCCCUCCCAGCCAAUGAGCUCGGCGCUGUUUGCAGCCGUUAGGUUGGCAGCGCGUCCACUUGCUCAGUUAUCAGCCGGUGGCGCGACGCUCCAGCAGCUGGCUUCCACUCAUCUUCAAUUGACGUCUGGCAGACGUACGGGAGAGCAGUGUUCCCAUUGGCAGUGCGAGCGACGCAGAAACAGCAGCCGUGACAUGGCGACAGCGAAGAAGGUCUUCAAUUUCGGAGCCGGGCCGGCCAAACUGCCGCGGGAGAUAUUGCUUCAGGCUCAACGUGAGCUCUUGGACUACGACAACACUGGCAUGAGCAUCAUGGAGAUGAGCCACCGGUCUGCCAAAUACACAGAACUCAACAACAGAGUCCAGCAGGACAUGCGAGACCUCUUAAAAGUACCAGAUAAUUACAAAAUACUUUUCCUACAAGGUGGCGCAACAGGUAUAUUUUCAGCAGUUCCAAUGAACCUCAUGCCAGCCGGUGGAAAUGCUGAUUACAUUGUGACUGGAAGCUGGUCAAGCAAAGCAGCUAAAGAGGCAGCCAAGUAUGGAAAAGUGAAUAUGGUACUGCCAAAGAUGGAUGCGUACAAUGACAUCCCUAACCAAUCUACUUGGAAGCUCAGUCCAGAUGCAUCAUAUGUUUAUUAUUGUGCCAAUGAGACAAUACAUGGUGUCGAAUUCAGGUACAUUCCAGACACAAAAGGUGUCCCACUUGUCUGUGAUAUGUCUUCAAACUUCCUUUCAGAAGAAUUUGAUGUGUCUAAGUUUGGGGUGAUAUUUGCCUGCGCCCAGAAGAAUGUUGGAACAUCAGGAGUAACAGUGGUGAUAAUCCGUGAAGAUCUCAUAGGAAAGGCACAGCCAAUAGUGCCAACAAUCCUGGACUUCAAAAUCAAUGCACAGGACAAUUCAGUGCACAAUACUCCUCCAAUGUAUCCAAUUUACAUUAUGGGACUCUACUUACAAUGGAUUAAGAAGCAAGGAGGGGCAGCAGCAAUGGGUCAGCAAGCCCAGCAGAAGAGUCGCCGCGUCUAUGAGGUUGUCAACAGCUCUGCUGGCUUCUACAGCCUGCCUGUUGCUGAACACUGCAGAAGCCGCAUGAAUGUGCCAUUCAGAAUAGCUGGUGGAGAUGCAGCUUUGGAGAAGAAAUUCCUGGAAGGUGCUGAGGAGAGGGGCAUGCAACAACUGAAGGGCCACAGGUCUGUAGGUGGCAUCCGGGCAUCACUGUAUAACGCGAUCACCAUGGAUGAAGUAGAAGCCUUAAUAAAGUACAUGACUGACUUCCAGAAGGAGCAUGCAAAAAAGUGAAAGCUGCUCGAGACAACUGACUGCUACUAUAUGAAAUGUGUGCACAAUACCUUCCGAUUUCAUGCUGCGAUAUUUAUAUUUGAGAUGGUGAAAGUUGCAUCCAGAUGUAACAAGGGCAGCUAAAGACUCAUUUACGAAGUAAAUGUGUUUGUGAGACGACCCAUUACUUCCCGCUCUCUCUCAUCCUUCAACCAAGUAACUGGUAAUUUCAGCUCAUUCCUUUGACUUUGUACAAGACAAGUCCAUCAAACUUCUGUAUUUUUAUUUGCAUAGUCUGCUAGACAAUAAAGAGAACAUGUUACACUUA
Molecule: messenger RNA, 1741 nt
Organism: Schistocerca nitens (vagrant locust)
Lineage: Eukaryota; Metazoa; Arthropoda; Insecta; Orthoptera; Acrididae
Product: phosphoserine aminotransferase
Exons: 10
Coding region: 16-1434 (472 amino acids)
Biological process (GO): L-serine biosynthetic process
Cellular component (GO): cytoplasm
Molecular function (GO): O-phospho-L-serine:2-oxoglutarate transaminase activity; pyridoxal phosphate binding
Source: RefSeq, a predicted model, not a curated record